AUGCCUGUUCAAUUUGUCAGAUCAAUGAAAGAUUUUGACGGCUAUUUGGCCAGAAAUAACUUUUUUGUUGCCAAUUUUACUGCAGUGUGGUGUCCUCCUUGUCAAGCUGUCAAGCCAGUAAUUGAUCAACUUUUUGCGGAUGAAAAUGGCAGCUAUUCCAAAAUAGGGUUUGCAAGAGUCGACUUGGAUUCUUCUCCCGAUAUUGCAUCAAGAUAUCGUGUAGCUAGUAUACCUACAUUUAUCUUUUUCGAAAAGGGAAAGGAGACGAGUAGAAUAAAUGGAGCGAAUAUAGCAGAAGUUGUCAAGCGCUUAGACCAAAUGAGCUCGAAAGCAUCUAAUGAUCCACCUGCUAGGAGGCAUGGUGCUCAGAUUCCCGUAACCAACCGUUCGCCUAGUCUUGCGGAUAACAUUAGAAAUAUACCACCAGUAACAAGGUUUUUCACUAUUUCGACAGUUAUUGUGUGCUUUGCAAACUCAUUAAACUUACUCCAAAAAGAAGAUUUAAUAUGUUAUUUACCAGUCCUUUUAGACAAGGCAUCAUAUGCAAAAGCGGUAAUAAAUAAAGGAGGACAACUCAAAGUUAUUACAGCAGUCUUGUCACUAAUCUUGCAGUGUUACAGAUUUUUCACCGCAUUCUUGUUACCACUGGGAGUCUUCACCGAUCAACCAUUUCAAGCGAUAUUAGACAUCUACUUUUUUUACACGUUUGCAAAUCACUUAGAGAGUCCAAUGGGAAAGUUCAAAGGUAACUUUCCAGACUGCUUAUGGUUCACGCUAGUUACGGGUACAAUAAUAGUGUUGAUGACUUUGGCAUAUAGUGUGUUUGAUCCUUCUCAUUUUCCAAUUCACCAUCAGAUGAUGGUUUCUUGUGUCACUUACUUAUGGUCCAGGUCUCUGAAGAAUUCAUUGAUCAACUUUCUUGGAAUUGUGCCUAUAAGAGCAUAUUACUUGCCUCUUUUUAAUUUAUUCUUCAAGUUAAUGAUUAAUGGAUACUCGUCAUUCUUGGACACAUUCAUUGGAAUUUUAGGGGGAUACCUUUAUCAGUGUAUUCAAUCGAAUACGCUUCCUAUCUACAAUUUGUAUUCGGGCUCUUAUUCUUCAAGUUUAACUGCAACAGAGAGAAGCGGAAGAAGAGUUGGAAUUAAUCAAAUAUCCUUCGAUAAUAAUAGCUCGCAGGAUUUCAUAAAUGACUCAAUUUUCGAUAAAGGUUACUUGAAAGCUCCUAUUUGGCUUUAUAAUCUAUUGAACUACCCAAUUAACACAUCGAAGAGAACGACGGCAUUCGAUGCCCGUCCGGAGGUAGGAUCAGAACGAGUUUCUCCUAUAUCUGGCCAGCUGUCUGGGGCUGGAACGAACCAUUCUACAGUACCAUUGUUUGGUAAUAACGGUAGUGCUUUUAGAGGAAAAGGACAUAGAUUAGGGAACUAA
Messenger RNA from Priceomyces carsonii, 1428 nucleotides. RefSeq lists its product as uncharacterized. Gene Ontology annotation, molecular function: misfolded protein binding; ubiquitin-specific protease binding. Lineage: Eukaryota; Fungi; Ascomycota; Pichiomycetes; Serinales; Debaryomycetaceae. Gene Ontology annotation, cellular component: Hrd1p ubiquitin ligase ERAD-L complex; endoplasmic reticulum membrane. The transcript has a single exon. The record is from RefSeq and is a predicted model, not a curated record. Gene Ontology annotation, biological process: endoplasmic reticulum unfolded protein response. Bases 1 to 1428 code for a protein of 475 amino acids.